Molecule: messenger RNA, 850 nt
Organism: Labrus mixtus (cuckoo wrasse)
Lineage: Eukaryota; Metazoa; Chordata; Actinopteri; Labriformes; Labridae
Gene: ufm1
Product: ubiquitin-fold modifier 1
Exons: 6
Coding region: 184-447 (87 amino acids)
Biological process (GO): protein K69-linked ufmylation
Cellular component (GO): cytoplasm; nucleus
Source: RefSeq, a predicted model, not a curated record
ACACUAUUCUGGUGAAAUCAAUCUGAAACUUGAAAAAAUACUGAGAAACCCUGUAAAAACAGCAAAUUUCCAUACAUAAACGUGUUUUUAAAACAGUGCUGGAAGGAUGACGUGUACGUAGGGGUCCUUCGGACUUCCGGUUGUGUAUAAACAGACCGCAAAGGGAGUUACCUCGCACUAAAGAUGUCUAAAGUAACGUUUAAAAUCACCCUGACGUCGGACCCCAAGCUGCCAUACAAAGUACUAAGUGUCCCUGAGAGCACGCCUUUCACAGCAGUGUUGAAGUUUGCAGCUGAGGAGUUCAAAGUGCCAUCAGCAACCAGUGCAAUUAUAACAAAUGACGGAAUAGGAAUCAACCCUGCCCAGACAGCAGGGAACGUGUUUCUAAAACACGGCUCAGAGCUUCGCAUCAUUCCAAGAGACAGAGUGGGAGGACAAGGAGACUGAUGCUGCUUUUUACUCGUUGACGGCAUAAUGACUCAACCGACAGAAUCAUAUAACACUUGAGACCCAGGAAACACCUCGGCGUGUGUCAUAUUUAUUUUUCUUGCCCACAACAGACAGUGACUCACAUGAGAGUUUAUAUAUUUGAACUUAAUGAGGACAUGCACUCACACUUGCAUGCUCCCUGCUUCUUCAUUCUGAGUCUUUUUUUUUAUUUCCUCAGUCAGUGUCGUUGGAUCUAAAGAUGAGAGUGACAUCAGAAGAUCCCCACGGUGCUGAUUAAUUAAUAUCCUCAAACACAGACAGGCAUGCUGGGAAAAUGUUAGCGAAGAUUAACAAACAAAUGAUUCAGUUGAAGCUUUUGUAUCAUUGUAAAUGAAAAUAAACCAUUAGUAUGUCAAACAAA